CUCCGCCUCCAGCCGCAGCCCAGAGCUCGCUGCACCGCUCCCCGCUCGCACCCUCUGCGCCUCGCUCCGCUCCGACAUGGCAAAAGUGUCCAGCCCUACAGAGACCGAGCGUUGCAUCGAGUCCCUGAUUGCAGUUUUCCAGAAGUAUGCUGGGAAGGACGGGAACCACUGCAGCCUCUCGAAGACUGAGUUCCUAAGCUUCAUGAAUACAGAACUGGCUGCCUUCACAAAGAGUCAGAAGGACCCCGGCGUCCUUGACCGCAUGAUGAAGAAACUG
Messenger RNA from Hipposideros armiger (great roundleaf bat), 277 nucleotides. RefSeq names its product protein S100-A11. The record is from RefSeq and is a predicted model, not a curated record. Gene Ontology annotation, cellular component: cytoplasm. NCBI's taxonomy places the organism in Eukaryota, Metazoa, Chordata, Mammalia, Chiroptera, Hipposideridae. The transcript has a single exon. Gene Ontology annotation, molecular function: calcium ion binding; S100 protein binding; calcium-dependent protein binding. The annotation marks the transcript as partial.